Amphibalanus amphitrite is the source of this 1957-nucleotide messenger RNA. Its product is annotated as protein henna-like. The coding region runs from base 206 to 1612 and encodes 468 amino acids. The transcript is spliced from 8 exons. Gene Ontology annotation, biological process: L-tyrosine biosynthetic process; L-phenylalanine catabolic process. The record is from RefSeq and is a predicted model, not a curated record. Gene Ontology annotation, molecular function: phenylalanine 4-monooxygenase activity; iron ion binding. NCBI's taxonomy places the organism in Eukaryota, Metazoa, Arthropoda, Thecostraca, Balanomorpha, Balanidae.
CCUUUCCACACGGAGCGAGCCGGAGAGAGGUGUCGGCGUGCCCGCGGCGCUCGGCGGGGCAGCUCUGACGUCACUGGCCGGAGGAGGGUCGGCCGCGGAUACGCACACGGCGCGGUGUCAGUAUUGGUGGCGAGCCGGGGCGGGCGGCAGCUCGGGAGGCAGCUCAGCAGGAGGGAGUCACAGGCUCAGAUCAUCAGUCGCAGAUAUGAACGGAGGCACCAAGACGGCGGCGCCCAAGAUGGAGUCACCGGCGAAGAAGCCGCGCAGGGCGACCACUUACGCGCACGAGAAAGAGCCGAUUCUGAAGGAGGGUGGCAACUACAUCAUCGAGGGCCUCGACUCGGAUAAGCUCGUCACCAUCACGUUCUCGAUGAGCCACGAGAGCGGCUCGCUGGCCGAGGCGCUCGACAUCUUCAAGAGACACAAGGUGAACCUAGAGCACAUCGAAUCGCGCUCGUCACAUCGCAGUGACGAGUACGAGUUUAUCAUAGAAAUCAACACCGAGGCACCCACCGUCGGCAAGGCACUGGAGGAGCUCAAAGACAAGUCCUCCUACUUCCAGAUCAUCUCGAGAAACUACAAAAACAACGCAGCCGCCGGCGUGGUGCCGUGGUACCCUCAGAAGAUCGCCGACCUGGACAAGUUUGCCGACCAGAUUUUGUCGUACGGCUCUGAGCUGGAUGCCGAUCACCCGGGCUUCACCGACGCCGAGUACAGGAGGCGCAGGAAGGAAUUCGCAGACAUCGCCUACAACUACAAACACGGCACGCCGAUCCCGCGCGUCGAGUACAGCAAGGAGGACGUGGAGACCUGGGGCAAGGUGUACCGCCGGCUGACGGAGCUGUACCCCACGCACGCCUGCAAGGAGCACAACCGCGCCUUCCCGCUGCUGAUCGAGCACUGCGGCUACCGGGAGGACAACGUGCCCCAGCUGCAGGAUAUCUCAGACUUCCUCAGAUCGUGCACCGGCUUCACCCUGCGCCCGGUCGCCGGGCUGCUCUCGUCUCGCGACUUCCUGGCCGGCCUGGCGUUCCGUGUGUUCCACUCCACCCAGUACAUUCGCCACCCGAGCCGGCCCUUCUACACACCCGAGCCAGACGUGUGCCACGAGGUGCUGGGACACGUGCCACUGCUGGCCGACCCCAGCUUCGCCCGGUUCAGCCAGGAGAUCGGGCUGGCCUCGCUCGGCGCGCCCGACGAGUACGUCGAGAAAUUGGCCACGUGCUACUGGUUCACGGUCGAGUUCGGCCUGUGCCGCCAAGAGGGCGAGCUGAAGGCCUACGGCGCCGGUCUGCUGUCCUCAUUCGGCGAGCUCGAGUACUGCCUCUCGGACAAGCCCGAGGUCCGCGAGUUCAUGCCGGAGAAGACUGGCGUACAAAAGUACCCCAUCACCGAGUACCAGCCCGUCUACUACGUGGCCGACAGCUUCGACGACGCCAAGGACAAGAUGAUCAACUUCGCGGCGACGAUUCCGCGUCCGUUCUCCGUCCGUUACGACCCGUACACCCAGCAGGUGAUCACCCUGGACACGCGGCCCCAGGUGGAGGAGCUCAUCCGCGACAUCAACUCCGAGAUGAAGGUCCUCCUCGACGCCAUCAACAAGUUCCGCUAGCCGCGCCACGCGCAGCGGUACAACCCACAAACUCUGGUGUGUGUAAUACUCGGUAGAUGGCGCGCAGGUGCGAGGCAAAGUUCCGGCGCGGCGGUGCGCGGGUCGGUGUCUUGUGGAGUGCCAGCGUUGUAAUGUUUUAGUGUAGACUGAGGUGUCUGUCGUCUGUGAGAUCUGAGAUAUGGUCAAGAUUGUGUCGGUAGCGCGGCAGUGCGGCCGAUUUUUUUUUUUUUUUAAUGUGGUAUGAGGCGAUUUGCGCUGGGCGCCGCCGAAAGAGUUGCCGUUCACACGAAGGGCAGGGCUGGGGCCGCAUGCAAUGUGUACAUACAUAUACAUUAUACAACAUCG